Brassicogethes aeneus is the source of this 1107-nucleotide messenger RNA. The record is from the annotation of a GenBank genome assembly. Lineage: Eukaryota; Metazoa; Arthropoda; Insecta; Coleoptera; Nitidulidae.
AUGCAAUCUCCCAAGGAUUUAGUCAACUUUAUAGUGAUAUUAGUUUUAGUGAAAAGUGUUUUUAGUGAUACUAGCGAGCCAUUUUCAAAACCAGACAUGGUUGAGUACGUUACGUCUCUUGGUUACCCCAUAGAAUCCCACAUAGUUGAAACUGAAGAUAAUUAUAUUCUUAAAAUAUUCAGGAUCCCCCAUGGAAAAAAAUUCAAGAAAACUUCGAGAAGAACGCCAAUUAUUUUAAUGCAUGGUAUAUUGGCUGGGCCAGAAUCCUUUGCAAUGCUGGGCCCAGAUAGAUCCUUAUCGUUUAGAUUAGCUGAAGCUGGUUACGACGUCUGGCUGCCAAAUUGCAGAGGCACCACGCAUUCUAGAAAACACAAAACUUUAGAUCCAGAUAGGAACGCAAGCUACUGGGAUUUUAGUUGGCAUGAAAUUGGAAAAUACGACUUGCCAGCUGUAAUAGAUAAGAUAAUCGAGAAAACUGGAUCUAAACAGGUGACGUAUAUAGGUCAUUCCCAGGGUGGAACAAUUGUUUUCGUGACGGCGAGCGAAAGACCUGAGUAUAAGAAAAAGCUAUCCAAAGUUAUUGUUAUGGCUCCCGCAGUUUAUCUAAAUCAUUUCAAUAAUACUGUGUUAAAGGAUCUGGUCAAAGAUUUUAAAACAAUUUAUAGUGUUUACUUGUCAGUUAACUCCGGGGAAAGGCUAUUCUAUUCAUCGUACAGCGAUCUGAGAUAUUUUAUGUAUGCAUUCAAGGAUUUAUUUCCUGGACUUUUACGUUAUGUUUGGGAGAUGUUCAACGGAGAAUCUGAAGUUACUGAUUUUAAACAAGUAAUCGAGUUUUUGCCAACACUUCCAGCUGGCUCAUCUAUAAAACAAAUUGCACACUUUUCUCAAAACAUUAAUAGCAAGUCAUUUAGACAUUUUGACUAUGGUGCCGAGAAGAAUUUGAAAAUAUAUAAUAAAACAGUACCUCCGGAAUAUAAUGUUAAAGGAAUGGAUCUGCCAAUUUAUAUUUUUGCUACAAAAAGUGAUAUUUAUAUACCUAUAAAAGUAAUUAUGCAACAAUACGAAAAAUUGAAGUGUAUAAAAAAUUUUGGUCAGGCUACCUUUUGA